This is a messenger RNA of Eremothecium cymbalariae DBVPG#7215, 1152 nucleotides long. RefSeq names its product Sfh1p (gene SFH1). The record is from RefSeq and is a predicted model, not a curated record. Bases 1 to 1152 code for a protein of 383 amino acids. NCBI's taxonomy places the organism in Eukaryota, Fungi, Ascomycota, Saccharomycetes, Saccharomycetales, Saccharomycetaceae. The transcript has a single exon. Gene Ontology annotation, molecular function: transcription coregulator activity. Gene Ontology annotation, cellular component: nucleus; RSC-type complex; nuclear chromosome. Gene Ontology annotation, biological process: regulation of transcription by RNA polymerase II; chromatin remodeling.
AUGUCACAGUUAUUGCCGCAGGCUUAUUUGACUAAUUUUCAUAAUAGGAUAAGAAAUGAGGAUGUUCCGAUGUUUAUUACAGCUCAACCUUCGCGGAAUCAUAAGAGAGCAAAAGUUGUAAAUUAUUCAGAAUACGAUAAUGAUUUAUUGUUGGACGAUUUUAUAGAGCAGGAUCAGAAUGAGGAGGAGGAUAAGGUUAAUGGGGAUAGUGCCAAGGGAGAGAACGAGGACCAGACCCAUGAGGAUGCGGUUUCCAGUAAUAAUAAUUUACCAGAUUUAGAACAGCAGGAGGAUGCGACGGGUAUACUGAGGUAUCCUAGGAUUCGGGAGACAUUUUUACAAAGCAAAAUUGUAGUUCCAUAUGAACAUGUGCUUGACAAUGGUAGUAAUAAUAUUUCUGAUAUGAAUGUUCUUGCUGAUGAGGAUAUGAAUGGGGGAUAUUCUAGUUUAGCCCAGCCGAUUGUUAUACCUAUUAGGUUGAAUCUGGAACAUAAUGGACAUAAGAUUAUCGAUUUUUUUACAUGGAAUUUAAAUGAUCAUUCUACUUCUCCAGAACAAUUUGCAUUGAUUUAUUGUCAGGAUCUUGAUUUCACACAUAAUAUGUCGUUGCAAAAUCAGAUAGUUGCUACUAUCAAUGAACAAUUACAAGAAUAUGAGACGUUAGCUUCUGUUGUGGUACCUGAUUUACACGUAAUCAUUAACUUGACGUGUAAUCUUGAUUCUAAGUUGUAUGAGGAUAAUUUUGAAUGGAAUCUAAAUGAUGACUCUCUUCUUCCAGAACAAUUUGCUGAGCUGGUUGUUCAAGAUUUAGGUUUGACGAGGGAAUUUAUGCCUGCAAUAUCUCAUGCACUUUAUGAAUCGAUAUUGAAGGUUAAGAAAGAUUGGCUAGAGGGCCAUCUGAACAACGAUCACGUUCCAAAUGGUGCUGCAUUUGGCUACGUAUCGGGUAUCAGGUUGGAUAUAGACAGUCUUGGUGCAAACUGGUGUCCAAAAGUUGAAGUAUUAUCUCAAUGGGAGAUUGAAAAGAGGGAAAUUGAAAAGGAAAGGAACAUGAGAAGGUUAAAGAGAGAAAGUGCGAAAGUAGAAGAUAGAUUAGCUAGAAGAAGAGGCAAGAGGAGGCUCGAUGAUUUGGAAACAACUAUGAGAAUAUAG